Olea europaea var. sylvestris is the source of this 1808-nucleotide messenger RNA. Its product is annotated as protein DOG1-like 3. Lineage: Eukaryota; Viridiplantae; Streptophyta; Magnoliopsida; Lamiales; Oleaceae. Gene Ontology annotation, molecular function: sequence-specific DNA binding. The transcript has a single exon. Bases 542 to 1372 code for a protein of 276 amino acids. The record is from RefSeq and is a predicted model, not a curated record. Gene Ontology annotation, biological process: DNA-templated transcription.
GUUUACAUCUGUAUGAAUUCAAUAAGAAAAUCCCUGUACUUGAAGCUUUUUCUUAUUGGAUAUAUCAUUUAAUGUCAUCAAGUCAUCAAAACACGAUGAUCACCAGUGAAGAUAAAUAACAUUACUUGAAUUAACAUGAUAAAGACUUAUUGUUAUAAUAUGUUGCUGAUAUCGAGUAAAACACAUAUUUAUUGAAAUAAAUAGGCCGAUGUCAGAGUAGAGAGAAGCGGAGCAAGGGCACGCGUCGAACGAGACGAACCGAAAUUGUGUGUAUAAAUUAUAAAACGCCAAGUCGCCAACUCAUUAGACCGCCAUCAGCCAUGCUACAUCUGAAUGUAUUCAAACCUCGAAACUUGCAGUCUGAUAACUGGACAUUUCUUUCAACAAAAAAUCAUGUUUGCAUCUCGUAUGACGACGUGUACAAAAAUCCGGAAACUAAUCAGCGUCGGUUCUAGUGUCGCGGUUUCGCAUAGCUAUUCUUACAAGAACACCACUAUAUAUUAUCAAAGAUACUGCCAGCCCCACUCCGCCACACCCAACCAUGGCAGAACCCUUAAGAAAUGAAACCCACCACGAGUUUGAAAGCUUCCACAGGUUCUUUGAGAGCUGGCUCCUCGAGCAAAACCAGUACCUGCAAGAAUUGGUGUCCGCUUCAAGGACAAUCCAGGGAGAGGUAGAUGAGAGAAUUAUAUGGUCUCUGGUUGAACGUGUGGUUAACCAUUACGAGCAUUAUUACAGGGCUAAAUCCAGGUGGGCUAAAAAUCAUGUAAUGUCCAUGUUUACUCCGUCGUGGAGGAGCAGUCUUGAGGAUGCUUUUCUAUGGAUUGGAGGAUGGAGGCCGAGCAUUACUUAUCACUUGUUGUAUUCAAAGUCAGGGUUACAACUCGAGGCCAGAGUCGCUGAGUUGAUUAGAGGACUCAGCACGGGUGACUUGGGAGAUCUCUCUCCAAAUCAGCUAUACCAGGUGAAUGAAUUGCAGAAGAAUACUAUAAGAGAGGAGAGGGAUAUUACUGAGAAGCAUGCCAAGUUACAGGAGACUGUGGCUGACACGUCCACGGUGGAGCUGUCCCAUGUAGUGACAGAGUUAUUGAGGGAGGAAGAGCGCGCCAGUGCGGUGGAGGACGGCCAAGUCGAGGCAAAUCUGACUUCGAAGGAGAACCGUUUGGUGGAAGUUAUGCAAAAGGCUGAUGAUUUAAGGCUGAAAACUCUCAAACAAGUGGUUGAAGUUCUAACUCCGGCCCAGUCUGUCCAUUUCUUCAUUGCCGCAGCGGAGCUGCACUUGAGGGUUCAUGAAUGGGGUAAAAGGCUUGAUGCCCGGAACAACACCACCAACUCGCCGAACAUGGCAAAUGACAAUGGCCAUAGCCAGUAAACACUUAGUUAUUUGUAGCUUUUUUACUGUUUGUUUGCUUGUUCACAAGUGUGAGCUUUUUAGGUGUGUUUUCUGUUCCAUUCCACAAAUAUACAUAUCAUCAAGAUUCAUGUUAUCAAUAUAUAAUAUACUGCUGAUGUUCAAAGACUGCAAAAUUGAAAGGGAUAUGGAAAUUGCUGAUAUAUAACUCAAAAGUCUUACACUAUGUGGAUGGCUCUUAGGGCAGGGCUAACUACACAAAACCAGAAUACUAAUGCUACAAGCUCUGUGCGCGUACCCCGCUUUAUUCAACACCCAAAAAAAAACAAAACAAAAAAACAAAGUAACAAGGAACCUGCUAACAAAAGCUCUCAUUGGAAGCAAAGCCUGGCAUAGAGAAAAAGAAGCAUGUUCGCUUUAUUCAACACCCAAAAAAAAAACAAAAAAAAAAAAAAAA